Molecule: messenger RNA, 330 nt
Organism: Nannochloropsis gaditana CCMP526
Product: kinesin-like protein
Exons: 3
Coding region: 1-330 (109 amino acids)
Biological process (GO): microtubule-based movement; mitotic spindle organization
Molecular function (GO): ATP binding; microtubule binding; microtubule motor activity
Source: RefSeq, a predicted model, not a curated record
AUGACGGGAGGUGACUCCUUUCAGGAGCGCGGUCUCAUCCCGCGCGCCAUAAGUGACGUGUACGAGUCCAUUGGAGGGACUCCAGACCGAAAAUUCAAGGUCCUCAUCUCCUACAUGGAGAUCUACAAGGAGAGCGUCUAUGAUCUUUUGGACGUCGGCACCCGCAAUAAGCCUUUGGAGGACUGGACAAAGGUACUGAUGAUGGACGACGAAGACGGAGAAAUGCACCUCCGGCACCUAAAGCUUUACGAAGCUGCAUCUGAAGAGGAUGCUCUCAACCUUCUUUUCAUGGGGAACUGGAACAGAAUAACAAGCGAGACACCAAUGUAA